AUGGGAAUUGAGGGCCUCCAUCCUUUGUUAAAAUCAGCGAUACAUCGCGUAGAUAUCAAGCGCGCUGAAUUUCGUGGUACGACAUGUGCUGUUGAUACAAGUUUCUUACUUCAUCGAGGCGCUUAUGCAUGUGCCGGAAAAUUAGCGCAAAAAGAAUCCACCGAUAAAUACGUUCAAUAUGUAACUCGAUAUGUAGAAAGAUUACUGGAAUGGGGCAUAAAACCGAUCAUGGUUUUUGAUGGUUCACCACUGCCGGCAAAGCGUAUCACGAAUAUCAAUCGAAGCGACGAACGAGAACGAAAUCGUCUACGUGCACAGAAAGCAUUGGCCAGUGGAAAAACACGUGAAGCAGAGCAAUUCUUUCAGAAAGCUAUUGAAAUUACACCAGAUAUGGUUCUCAAUGUUAUUCGAACUCUUCGAACGAUGGGAAUAGAUGUUAUUGUUGCACCGUAUGAAGCUGAUGCUCAAUUAGCAUAUUUGAAUCGAGCAAAAAUCGCUGAUUAUGUUAUUACAGAAGACUCGGAUCUUGUUCUCUUUGGUUGCCAUUACAUCUUGUUUAAACUUGAUGAUCAAGGCUAUGGUGAACUGUUUGAAGGAACAAAACUCGAUUUGAAAAAAGAAUUUGGCUUGGAUUCUUUUGAACGUUUUCGUUGGAUGUGCAUCUUAUCUGGAUGUGAUUAUCUUGAUAAUAUCGCUGGUAUUGGCUUAGCAAAAGCAAAGAAAAUCAUGAGUCGAACGCAAAUAAACAAUAUCGAAUUAAUUCUCAAACAACUUCCCCAAAACCUCGGCAAAAUGAAUCUUCGAGUGACCGACGAUUAUAUCACUGGGUUCAAGCGGGCACAUUUAGCGUUUCUACAUCAGAUUGUUUAUGAUCCUGCUCAAAGAAAGCAAAUACCAUUGAACCCAUUACCCGACGAUAUCGAUCAUAGUCAUCUCAAAUUUGCUGGACAAAUCGACGAAACAUCACUAGCAUUUCAACACGCAAUUGGAAAUUUGAAUGUGAAAACUAAAUGCAUAGUUGACAAAUUCGAUCCAGAUAAAUGGAACUAUCGUUUGCCCAAAUUAACAUCGGGUUUUACGCCGGCAUAUUUGAACUCCAUCUGGAAUAAAGAAUUUCGUGUCCGUGCCGAACCAUUUUCAUUGAUGUCAACGCCCAUAAAUCGGCAAGUACUCGCUACACCAUCUCCACCAAGAAAAGUUCGUUCACAACCAACGCCAUCGUCAGAUGCCCUCUCUUCUUCAACUAUUCUCAACAUGUACCUACCAAAAUCAAGUGAGAAGAAACAUGAAACAAGCACAAAGACAUCCUCGUCGAUCGAAUACCACACAUCGAUCAUUCAAAGUAUUGAAAUCGUCAAACGACCUUUGCUAUUCAAUCAAUACGACGAAGACAAAUCGAGUCGAUUUUUUUCGUCAUCAACUGUAACAAAGAGUACAAGUGUAUUUGAAGCUAUCAGCGAGAAUCAAAAUACGACAUUGACUAAAGAUGUAACUUCACCGAAUAAAAACAAACGCUUCAAAAAAAUAGAUACUGAAAAUGACUAUGACAAUUUACCACAAGCGACAACAACUCAAAGUUCAAUUGAAGAAUUGAUGACACCGACAAAACCAAUUCGUGAUGUUCUGAAAAGAAAAUCAUCUAAUACGAUCAAAGACUCACCACCGACAGAUAAAUUAGAUAAUCAAAUCUCAGAUAACCUAAAGAAUGAUUCACCUAUCGAAAAAAUUGAAUGUCCACCAACGUUAACGAAUGAAGCAAAAUCUCCAGUACUCCAGCUACCUCAACAUCUGAGAAAUCGCUUUGCAAAGCAAACAACAUCUCGAAUGGUGCGACCAACAUGA
Adineta ricciae is the source of this 1842-nucleotide messenger RNA. NCBI's taxonomy places the organism in Eukaryota, Metazoa, Rotifera, Eurotatoria, Adinetida, Adinetidae. The record is from the annotation of a GenBank genome assembly.